AGAAAGUUCUAGAUUUUCUAGAUAAUUCAGGAAAUGAUCGAAAAGUUGUAUAUAACCAUGGCGCACACAAGUUGUGGUCAGAAUCCGAAAAGUUGUCAGACACCUACGUGGAAGUAACAGAAGGGACGUAUCUGUAUACACCUGUGUACAUAUAUCCAGCACAAAGCGGGCGGACUAGUAUAAACGAACUAGUGCUAUAUCUACUUUCGCUUUGACAGUUUCACAAUCAUAAGACAUGUCAAGCUCACGUAAAGCUCCAGCUAUUGGUAUAGACCUUGGUACGACGUAUUCCUGUGUCGGAGUAUUCCAACAUGGGAAGGUGGAGAUUAUUGCCAACGACCAGGGAAACAGGACCACGCCUAGUUAUGUGGCCUUCACAGACUCAGAGAGAUUAAUCGGGGACGCUGCCAAGGGUCAAGUGGCCAUGAACCCACAGAAUACCAUUUUCGAUGCAAAACGGUUGAUCGGACGGAAAUACGAUGACCCUCAUGUCCAGUCGGACGUGAAGCAUUGGCCAUUUAGGGUCGUCAACAACGCGGGUAAACCAAAUAUUCAGGUAGACUACAAUGGAACCACAAAACAGUUCACACCAGAGGAGAUCAGUUCCAUGGUUCUUACUAAAAUGAAGGAGACGGCUGAGGCUUUCUUGGGUCAAAAGGUCAAGGAUGCUGUGAUCACAGUGCCAGCCUAUUUCAAUGACUCCCAAAGACAGGCAACAAAGGAUGCUGGGAUGAUCGCCGGACUUAACGUCCUCAGAAUCGUCAAUGAACCGACGGCUGCUGCGCUGGCUUAUGGACUGGAAAAGAACUUGAAAGGAGAGAAAAACGUUCUAAUCUUUGAUCUUGGUGGAGGAACAUUUGAUGUGUCCAUUCUGACUAUCGACGAGGGUUCAAUAUUCGAGGUGAGAGCUACAGCUGGUGACACACACUUAGGUGGGGAGGAUUUCGACAACAGAAUAGUCAAUCAUUUUGUACAGGAGUUUAAACGGAAAUAUGGUAAAGACUUGAGUAAGAACAGCAGGGCUUUGAGAAGACUUCGCACCGAAUGUGAACGUGCAAAACGAGCCCUUUCGAGCAGCAGUGAAGCAAGCCUUGAAAUUGAUUCCCUGUUUGAGGGCAUUGACUUUUACAGUAAGCUCACGAGAGCCAGAUUUGAGGACUUGUGUGCCGACCUAUUCCGUUCUACAUUAGAGCCCGUGGAAAAGGCACUUCGUGAUGCAAAGAUGGACAAAUCGAAAAUCCACGAAAUCGUGCUGGUUGGCGGAUCUACACGUAUACCAAAGGUACAAAAGAUGCUCGAAGAUUUCAUGAACGGAAAACCGCUGAACAAGUCCAUCAACCCUGAUGAAGCUGUAGCGUACGGUGCCGCAGUUCAGGCCGCCGUGCUUACAGGGGACAGUAGUAACGUCAUCAAGGAUGUUCUUCUCGUGGACGUGGCUCCCUUAUCUCUCGGAAUAGAAACGGCCGGAGGUGUGAUGACCAAACUGAUCGAAAGGAAUACUAGAAUCCCCACAAAAACAUCACAGACAUUUACUACGUAUUCUGAUAACCAGCCUGGUGUCGGUAUCCAAGUAUUCGAGGGAGAACGAGUUAUGACAAAGGACAACAACCAACUGGGACGCUUCGAACUCAACGGCAUCCCUCCUGCACCUCGGGGUGUUCCGCAGAUCGAAGUGCAAUUUGACAUUGAUGCUAAUGGAAUUCUCAACGUUUCGGCGGAGGACAAGAGUACAGGGAAAUCCAACAAAAUCACAAUUACAAACGAUAAGGGACGUCUGAGUAAAGAGGACAUUGAUAAAAUGGUGUCCGACGCGGAAAAAUACAAAGACGAGGAUGAGAAACAGAGAAAAAGAGUUUCUGCCAGGAACCAGCUUGAAAACUACAUUUUCAGUGUCAAACAGGCGAUAGAAAAUUCUGGUGACAAACUCUCGUCGGAGGACAAAUCAACUGUGUGUCAGGAAUGUGAGGACAACCUGAAGUGGCUGGACAGUAACACCACGGCUGAUGUGGAGGAAUACGAAUAUAAACUACAGGAAUUCCAGAAACUGUGUUCACCUAUAAUGACCAAACUCCACGGGGGUUCCCCACAGGGUAAUACUAGUGGGGCCUCCUACGGGAACUGUGGUCAGGAGACACGGGGAGGGCCAGGUACAGGUCCAACAGUUGAGGAAGUGUACUGAGAGAUCGAUAUGCUAGUGUUUUAAAACUCAUUUGUAAAAGCACGGACUUAGAUAGCUAAUUCUUUGGUAAAAGUGACAGUAUUCGUAUUGUUAAGUUUAAUAGUAUGAUGCAAUUUAGCAAAACAUUUGCUAUUUAAUAUCAUCUUGUAUAUAGAUUAGUGGCGCCUUAAUGUUGCGCAAACGUAUUUUUUAUAAAUUAUUAUAUUUACUGUUUUAUUUAACCAUAUUAGUUUAUUUACACUGAUGGAACAUCAUGGCUGGUAACUUGACAUGUAGUACGUAGUGAAGCCACAUGUAUGUUGAUUUUGUGUGUGUGGAGAAUUGUUAUAUUUUAUUGAGUUUAAUGUAUUUGUUGU
This is a messenger RNA of Mizuhopecten yessoensis (Yesso scallop), 2535 nucleotides long. RefSeq names its product heat shock protein 68-like. Gene Ontology annotation, biological process: protein refolding; cellular response to unfolded protein. Gene Ontology annotation, molecular function: ATP-dependent protein folding chaperone; heat shock protein binding; misfolded protein binding. Lineage: Eukaryota; Metazoa; Mollusca; Bivalvia; Pectinida; Pectinidae. The coding region runs from base 236 to 2179 and encodes 647 amino acids. The transcript has a single exon. The record is from RefSeq and is a predicted model, not a curated record. Gene Ontology annotation, cellular component: cytoplasm.